UCCUUCAAAGGGGAGUUUUAUUCAGACUACAAUGUAUUCAAAAUCACAAAUCCUGUUUUCUUGCCUGGCUAGAAAUGAAAUAUUUAUCAUCUCUUACUUUAUCUACAUUUGUUUCUUUUUCUCCAUUAGGUCUCAGAAGUUUUUGAAAGGCUUCCUGCAGUCUGAAACGACAGAGAGCCUCAUGUAAAGGACACCACUCUCUUUCACCUAGGGAAUAUUGCUUAAUAGGUUUUAAUCUGAAGAAAUAUAUUGUAUGGAAAAGCUUUUGACAGACUACCAACCUUCUGAACACCCACAGAGCAUUUAAUUUUUGUCUGAUCAGAAGCACCUAAUGUCACUGCACAUGCUACAAUGGAAACUCUAACACAAAUACAAAAUUUUGGUAUCUGUAUUACCUGUAUGUAUCCUAUAGCAUCUGGUAUGGUAUUUGCCACCCUUCUAGUCUCUUGCUGCUCAUCUCUGAACGUAAGAGCUCGUCCACUUCUUUCUAAUUCACCUUUCCUUUCCAUUUGGAAUGCUCCUACAGAACUUUGUACUGAAAGGACUGGAGUGCAGCUGGACAUGAAAAUUUUUUCUUUCAUUGGAAGCACACUGAAGACAUCCAUUGGGCAAAACAUCACUCUCUUCUAUCCAGACAGGCUUGGUUACUAUCCUUACAAAAAUGAAGUCACAGGAGAGGCAUUCAAUGGAGGGCUCCCACAACUCUCGCUGCUGGAGAUACAUUUAAAAAAAGCCAAAGAGGACAUCCAGUUCUAUAUUCCUUCAGAUGAACAGUUUGGAUUGGCUGUCAUUGACUGGGAAAACUGGCGACCCGUGUGGAUAAGAAACUGGGGAUCAAAAGACAUUUAUAGACAGGAAUCCAUUGAACUGGUUCAGCAGAGAGACCUCAGUCUAUCAGAAGCCGAAGCCAGGACUAUAGCUAAAAUGGAAUUUGAAGCUGCAGCAAAAUCAAUUAUGUUGGAAUCUUUAAAGCUGGGCAUAGAAAUGAAGCCAAAUCGUCUGUGGGGAUAUUACCUUUAUCCAGACUGUUAUAACUAUGAUUACAAACAAAACCCACAUAAUUAUACAGGAACCUGUUUAGAUAUUGAAAUAGAAAGAAAUAAUGAGCUUAACUGGUUGUGGGAGGAAAGCACAGCACUUUAUCCAUCUGUCUAUCUAGAGACAGCCUUAAGAUCCUCCAGAAAUGCCCAACUCUUUGUUCGCAACAGAGUUCAAGAAGCCAUUAGAAUUUCGUAUGUCUCUAAUUCUACUCAUCCCCUUCCAGUUUUUGUAUAUACACGUCCAGUAUUCACAGAUGUCUAUGAGGAAUAUCUCUCCCAGGAUGACUUGGUAAACACCAUUGGAGAAUCUGCUGCACUGGGUGUUUCUGGAAUUGUGAUCUGGGGUGAUAUGAAUUUAACACAAAAUAAGAACACCUGUAGGACUCUGGACAACUACCUUAGGAGGACUUUGACCCCAUACCUCAUCAAUGUCACGAUGGCAGCCAGAAUCUGUAGCCAAGUGUUAUGCCAAGACUCUGGUGCUUGUGCACGGAAAAAAUGGAAUUCCAAUGACUAUCUUCACUUGAACCCUGAGAAUAUUGUCAUUCAAAUGACAAAGGAUGGAAAAUACACUCUGCAAGGGCAACCAGCAUCUCAGGAUCUGCAAACAUUCAUAGAAAAAUUUGAUUGCCACUGUUAUGCAGGGCACAGUUGUGAACCUAGAGUCGAUAUAAAUGACAUCCAUUACCUCCAUGCUUGCAUUUCAGAAGAUAUUUGUAUUCACAUAUCCUCAAAUUCAUUUUCUAAUAUAGAAGCCUCUGAAGAAAAGGUCCUGUCUAACAGAACUCCAUUUUCAUUCACCUCUCAGAGUAACGUGACAUUAUCUACACAUCCUGAAAUAGAAGAUUUUCAAUCUACCUUUGGAAAUAAUAUACUCAGUAUAACAAUGGCAGAAUAUAGCACUGUCACAGCUGCCACUGGAUAUGAUUUAGAAGCAAAUGAGACUCGUAUUUUCAGCAGUUCUUCAUCCUAUAAGAUAAGGAUGUUUACUCUGUUUUGUUUAAUUCUAAUUUUGAGAACCUUAAUAUAAAUGACCCCAAAAGUGUGAAUAUUCUUUUCCCUGGUUGUGUUUGAAAUUCUAGGUUUUAUUUACACAAAGAAAUCAUUCCUGAAAGGCAUAAACCAGCUGCAACUCUGUGGUCUUAUCUGUAUGAGGAAACCUUUUCUAUUCCAUAUGUGACACUUCAGCUUGAAUGUAUUUCUUCAGUUUAGUUCUAUAAACUGUUUGUGCCAAAGGUAUACUGGUGUGUAUAUACUGAUUUUACCAUAUGAAAGGAUAAUCCAGAAUAAGGAACUUUUUUUAUAUACAGUUUACAUUUUAGAGAGUUAUAUUAAAAAAAAAAGUUGUUGGUAAUGCUGUUUUGAAUACUUCAAGUUAAGGCAGUUAAAUACAUCUCAACCUGUAUUUCAUUGAGUCUCGGUCAACAGGUUUGAUGCUCUAUGCAGUAAUUAAUUUAAUUCCAUGUGAAAAUUAUCUUUUAAAAAUAUUUGGCUUAACAUUAGAUCAGUGGAACUCUACAGCAUAAAAUUUAUCAGAUUAAUGUAAUGUUUCUCCACUUUUCACAAUAUCUACAGGGACGCUGUGGUUUUUAUUUUAAUUAUUCAUAACUCUUCAAAGGGUUCUAACUUUAAUGUAAAUGUUGACUUCAAAUAUUACAGCUUCAUUAUUUAAAAUUUGACCUGGAGUGCUUUAUCCUUCCUUCUUCUCCUCUUCUUCCCCCAAGCCUUUCCCCUUAUUUCAGAUGUCCCUUCCUUGGCUUUCAGUUGUUCUGUCUGGCCAACAACUCACAGAAUCACAGAAUCCCAGGUUGGAAGGGACCUCAGGGAUCAUCUAGUCCAACCUUUCUGGGAAGAGCACAGUAUAGACAAGAUGGCCCAACACCCUGUCCAGACAACUCUUGAAGGUGUCCAAUGUGGCCGAGUCAAUCACUUCCCUGGGGAGAUUAUUCCAAUGGUUGACUGUCCCCACAGUGAAAAAUUUCCCUCUGGUGUCCAAUUGGAAUCUCCCAAGACCAACUUGUGUCCAUUCCCCCUUGUCCUCUCCAUGUGACGCCUUGUAAAAAGGGAGUCUCCAUCUUUGUAACUGUCCCUGAAGUACUGGUACACGGUGAUGAGAUCCCCUCUAAGCCUCCUUUUCUCAAGGCUGAACAAACCCAGUUCUCUCAGCCUAUCCUCAUAUGGCAGGCUUCCCAGUCCUUUGAUCAUCCUGGUGGCCCUUCUCUGGACCCCUUCCAGCCUGUCCACAUCCUUUUUGUAUAGAGGGGACCAGAACUGUACACAGUACUCCAGGUGU
Messenger RNA from Phalacrocorax carbo (great cormorant), 3333 nucleotides. The record is from RefSeq and is a predicted model, not a curated record. Lineage: Eukaryota; Metazoa; Chordata; Aves; Suliformes; Phalacrocoracidae.